Messenger RNA from Daldinia childiae, 1683 nucleotides. RefSeq lists its product as uncharacterized. Bases 1 to 1683 code for a protein of 560 amino acids. Gene Ontology annotation, molecular function: RNA binding. NCBI's taxonomy places the organism in Eukaryota, Fungi, Ascomycota, Sordariomycetes, Xylariales, Hypoxylaceae. The transcript has 5 exons. The record is from RefSeq and is a predicted model, not a curated record.
AUGGCGGAGACGGAAAACUUUGAGGAUGACCUCUUUGCUGAUCUAUACGACGACAACGAUGCUUCCGCCGCGCCGCCGCCGCCAACAACGGCGGCAGUACCAGCUCCGGCAGUACAAGCCCCUACUGCUCCUAUCCCCACCCCCACUCCCCAGAACAUUCAACAAUCCGUAGAGGAACCCAGCCAUCACGAGAUCGAUCAGGCACAUAGCGAAAUGGCCUACGGAGCUGAGGAGAACGGCUAUGGUGAAGAAUAUCAAGAUGAGAACUACGAAGAUGAUGAUGAUGUGGAUUUCAACUUAGGCAAUGGCCCGAGUGGUGCCAUCACUGUUGCGCAGCCUCAACAAGAUGAUUCGGUUUCUGCAUACCAUGCUGCUAGAGGUGCUAGUGCUAAGGAGGACGGGAAGAUGUUUAUCGGUGGUCUCAACUGGGAAACAACUGAUCAGUCGCUACGCGAUUAUUUCUCCCAGUUCGGCGAGGUGACAGAAUGUACGGUGAUGAGAGAUGGUGCCACAGGCCGAUCGCGAGGAUUUGGAUUCCUCACCUUCAAAGAUCCUAAGACAGUGAACAUUGUUAUGGUCAAGGAGCACUUCUUAGACGGGAAGAUUAUCGAUCCGAAGCGAGCCAUCCCACGAGAUGAACAAGAGAAAACUAGCAAGAUCUUUGUUGGUGGUGUCAGCCAGGAGACUACCGAGCCGGAAUUCAAAGACUAUUUUGCGCAGUUUGGCCGGGUUGUUGAUGCCACUCUUAUGAUGGACAAAGAUACCGGCCGCCCGAGAGGGUUUGGAUUCGUCACGUUUGAGAGCGAAGCUGGUGUUGACGCUUGCCUCAGUACUCACCUAGAAAUCCACGGUAAGCCCAUCGAGGUCAAGAAGGCGCAGCCGCGAGGCAAUAUGCGCGAGGAAGAGGAGGCCUCGAGACGCGGCAAGUUUAGGAAAACUGGUAUGGAAGAACAGGGUAGUCCCCAGGCCCAGAUGGCCAGCCAGAUGGGCCAAGGAGGCAUGACCCCUCAAGUCAUGGCCCAAUAUAUGCAGCGAAUGCAACAAUACAUCAUGAUGCAACAACAAAUGGUCAUGAACCGAGGCAUGGGCAUGGGGGCCGUAAACCCUGCCAUGAUGCAAAUGAUGCAGAUGCAACAGAUGCAACAACUCCAGCAGCAGAUGGCCCAAGGUGGCGGCCAAAACGGUCAAAGCAGCCCGAUGGCAGGAAUGCCCAAUAUGAACCCGGCUCUAAUGCAGCAGAUGCAACAACAGAUGCAGCAACAGAUGAUGGGCAACGGAGGUGCUGGUCAGGGUCAGGGUCAAGGUGACGCAAGCCCGCAAGGAUUCAACGACUUCAACAAUCAGCAACAGAUGUUUGCUCCGCGUGGCGGCGGAGGUCGACGUGGAGGCCGAGGAGGGUAUAAUCAAGCCUAUAAUAACAACAAUAUGGGCGGCGUGGAUCCGACUUCGUGGGAGGGUAUGUACGACGAUGUGCCUCAGCCCAACUUCAACCAAGGAGGUCGUGGAGGCUUCCACCGAAAUAGGGGUGCUCAUCAACAGAGUCCGACUCCGGUCGAUCCUAACCAUGCUCCUCCGGCCGACGCACCCAAGGGUCCGAAGAAUGCUGGGAAGCCAGGUGCAAACUACCGCGGCGGAGGACGAGGUGGCGGUGGCAGCCGAGGCUUCCAUCCUUAUGGGCGUUAG